Molecule: messenger RNA, 2653 nt
Organism: Elgaria multicarinata webbii
Lineage: Eukaryota; Metazoa; Chordata; Lepidosauria; Squamata; Anguidae
Gene: STXBP3
Product: syntaxin binding protein 3
Exons: 19
Coding region: 45-1844 (599 amino acids)
Biological process (GO): neurotransmitter secretion; intracellular protein transport; vesicle-mediated transport
Cellular component (GO): plasma membrane; secretory granule
Molecular function (GO): syntaxin-1 binding
Source: RefSeq, a predicted model, not a curated record
AGUGCGGAAUUUUUUUCUGUCACGUCGGGGACGGUGGAGGCAAAAUGGCGCCGGCAGUCGCUGCGAGUGGAGACCGGGGACUGAAAAGCCUGGUGUGGCAGAAGCUGAAAAAAGCAGUGUUUGAUGACUGUAGGAAAGAAGAAGAGUGGAAGAUAAUUCUUCUAGAUGACUUCACCACAAAGCUUCUGUCAUCAUGUGGUAAAAUGACAGACUUACUAGCGGAGGGGAUAACAGUUGUGGAGAACGUUUAUAAAAACCGUGAGCCCGUCCCUCACAUGAAAGCUAUUUAUCUCAUCACACCUACAACAAAGUCUGUAGAUGGCCUUAUAAAUGACUUUGUAAGUAAAUCAUCCAGCAAGUACAAAGCAGCUUAUGUCUACUUCACUGAUUUUUGUGAUGACAAACUUUUCAAUAAAAUGAAGACAUCUUGUUCAAAGGCUAUAAGACGGUGCAAAGAAAUAAAUAUAAACUUUUUCCCCUACGAAUCACAGGUGUUUACUCUUGAUGUCCCAAAUGCAUUCUACCGCUGCUACAGUCCCAACGUAGAGAAGACAAAUGACAAUGUGAUGGAGCAAAUAGCUGAGCAAAUUGUUACAUUAUGUGCCACCCUAGAAGAAAAUCCAGGUGUAAGAUACAAAAGCAAGCCUUUGGAUAAUGCCAGCAAACUUGCACAGCUAGUUGAGAAAAAACUUGAAAACUACUACAAAAUUGAUGAACGAAGCCAAGUAACGGGCAAAACCCACUCUCAGCUGUUAAUAAUAGAUCGCGGCUUUGACCCUGUGUCAACUGUGCUCCAUGAACUUACUUUUCAAGCAAUGGCUUAUGAUCUGCUACCAAUUGAAAAUGAUACAUACAAGUAUAAGCCGGAGGGUGCCAGUGGAAAAGAAAGGGAAGCUAUUCUAGAGGAAGAUGAUGACCUGUGGGUGAAAAUUCGACACAGACAUAUUGCAGAUGUGUUGGAGGAAUUACCAAAGCUUAUGAAAGACAUUUCUUCAAAAAGGAAGGCUUCGGAAGGGAAAUUAUCAUUAAGUAAUCUGGCUCAACUCAUGAAGAAAAUGCCACACUUCCGCAAGCAGAUUACUAAGCAAGUAGUGCAUCUUAACAUAGCUGAAGAUUGCAUGAAUAAGUUUAAGAAUAACAUAGAAAAGCUGUGCAAAGUUGAACAGGAUUUGGCUCUUGGAACGGAUGCUGAGGGACAGAAAGUGAGAGACUCCAUGCGGGUCCUCCUUCCAGUACUGCUCAAUAAAAAUCAUGAUAACUAUGAUAAGAUAAGAGCCAUCCUCCUCUAUAUCUUCAGCACAAAUGGGACUACACAAGAGAACAUGGACAGGCUGAUCCAGAAUGUACAGAUAGAAAAUGAUAGCGACAUGAUAAAAAAUUGGAAGUAUCUUGGUGUACCUGUUCUUACCACAUCUACAACACAGCAACGCAGACCAUCAAGGAAGGAUCGUUCUGCAACAGAAACCUUUCAGCUUUCUAGAUGGACGCCAGUUGUCAAGGAUAUUAUGGAGGAUGCUAUAGAAAACAAACUGGAUUCAAAGGAGUGGCCCUAUUGUUCCCAGUGCCCUGCACCCUGGAAUGGUUCAGGAGCAGUGAGUGCUCGCCAUAAACCCAAAACUAGCUACUUGGAUGAGCGGAAGAGUGGAUCAAAGCUGAUUGUCUUUGUCAUCGGAGGCAUUACGUAUUCCGAGAUGCGCUGUGCAUAUGAAGUUUCUCAAGCCUACAAGUCUUGUGAAGUUAUUAUUGGUUCCACUCAUAUUGCAACACCUAGAAGACUGCUGGAUGAUGUAAAGGCACUUACUGUAACAAAAUCAAAGGAUAGUGUAUAUUUUAAGGAUGAAUAGAAGUUAUAAUAUUCAAAGAUUUUCAGUUGUGCUGAACUUAAGGAUAUUAAGAACACAUAAUAUAAAUAUUGUGGGCACAGUCUAGCCCAAGUUACGUGUGUUAAGUUCCAGUGAUUUCAAUGGGAGAAAUGUUAAAUAUCUGUGUAACUUUCUCAUUGAAAACAAUUGUCCUUAAGGUGCUUAGCUUGAACUGGUUUGUACCCUAUGUACAUAUUUUAUACAUUAGUGCUAUAUUUGGGAUUGUUCAUUUUAUAAUUUCAAAUCUGCCUUUCUGUGUGGGGGUGGGAACUGAGGAAGAUAAUAGGUUAAGAGUGAAGAAGUUAUGCAGGCUUGUGCUUUUAUAUUAAUGUACUUGGUUAUAGAUGGCAUUUUGGUGUGAAAUGUUCAAUGUAGAGAAUGUUCACCACUACAUACUAUGCUAGGACUUGGAAAAUGUGUUUGUAUAUAUGCUAAUAACUUUUCAGUAAUAAUGUGUAAACUUUCUAUCCUGGAAACAUGUCCAUUUCUAAAGAUCUAUUAUUAAAAGGCCAUGAACUUAAAAGUAUAGAAGAAAAGUUGUAAAUAUAAAUGUACAGCACGAUUUCACAACUGCAAUAUAUUGACCUACAAAACUCCAGGCAAUUUUCAAGAAUUCACUGAAAGCAGUUUGCAAUAAGGUACAAAAUAUAAGGUGUUUUUUCCCUGAGAAAUCUGAGAUGAAAUAUUGGUAAUGUGUGUAUGGGAUUGCAUGGAUCUUUCAAGGGUAUCUGGGUAAUGUUAUUCAUGGAAAUAGUAAACAUUUUCCCAUCAAUAAAGAACUUUGGAAGUAA